Molecule: messenger RNA, 396 nt
Organism: Cylicostephanus goldi
Lineage: Eukaryota; Metazoa; Nematoda; Chromadorea; Rhabditida; Strongylidae
Source: the annotation of a GenBank genome assembly
AUGGCUUCAACAUCAGUUCCCGAGAACUACUAUGUGGUUCCGAUAGGGGAGACUCAGAUGGUUGUGCUGAAACGAUAUGAAAACUUACGGCUUAUUGGCUCAGGUGCUCAAGGGAUUGUUUGUGCUGCUACCGAUACGGUAACUAAUAAGCCGGUGGCUAUAAAGAAGUUAUCCCGUCCUUUCCAAAAUGUCACGCAUGCGAAACGAGCAUAUAGAGAAUUUAUUCUUAUGAAUCUUGUCAAUCACAAAAAUAUUAUUGGAUUGUUAAAUGCGUUCUCUCCCCAAAGAGAAGUUGAAGAAUUUAAUGACUUAUAUAUUGUUAUGGAACUGAUGGAUGCUAAUUUGUGCCAGGUUGGUUCCUCUUUCUUAUGUCAUACAAAUGGAUCUGGAUCAUGA